Messenger RNA from Nicotiana attenuata, 525 nucleotides. RefSeq lists its product as uncharacterized. The transcript has a single exon. The coding region runs from base 1 to 525 and encodes 174 amino acids. NCBI's taxonomy places the organism in Eukaryota, Viridiplantae, Streptophyta, Magnoliopsida, Solanales, Solanaceae. The record is from RefSeq and is a predicted model, not a curated record.
AUGAGAUCUCAGAAGGGGAUGCUACUUAAUCAAAGAAAGUAUACCCCUGAGCUAAUCUCUGAUGUUGGCUUAAGUGGAGCCAAACCAGUGAAUACACAUUUGGAAGUAAAUGCUAAGUUUACCACAGUACACUAUGAUGCACAUGUAGGAGGAAUCACAGAUCCUAUUCUUACAAACACUACCUCAUAUCAGAAGCUCAUUGGGAGACUAAUCUAUCUUACUAUCACUAGACCAGAUAUCAGUUUUGAUGUACAAGUGCUUAUCCAAUUCAUGCAGCAACCUAAGGUCUCACAUUGGAAAGCAACACUUAGAUUGGUAAGGUACUUGAAAGGGUCACCUGAUCAGAGUAUACUACAGAAGAACAGUCCAUGCACACAAUUGACUAUGUACUGUGAUAGUGAUUGGGCAGCCUGCCCAAACACCAGAUGGCCGGUGACUGGGUACAUUGUGAAGGUGGAGGAUUCUUUUAUAUCAUGGAAAUCAAAAAAGCAACACACUGUGAGUAGAAGUUCAGCAGAGGCAUAA